This is a messenger RNA of Candidozyma duobushaemuli, 1053 nucleotides long. Its product is annotated as ubiquitin domain-containing protein DSK2. Lineage: Eukaryota; Fungi; Ascomycota; Pichiomycetes; Serinales; Metschnikowiaceae. The record is from RefSeq and is a predicted model, not a curated record. Gene Ontology annotation, cellular component: cytosol. Gene Ontology annotation, biological process: ubiquitin-dependent protein catabolic process. Gene Ontology annotation, molecular function: polyubiquitin modification-dependent protein binding. Bases 1 to 1053 code for a protein of 350 amino acids. The transcript has a single exon.
AUGUCUGAAAUCACCAUCAACGUCAAGUCGUCGGGCGACAAGAAGUACGAGAUUUCCGUGGAGACCUCUGCUUCCAUCGCCGACCUCAAGGCUCUUAUCUCCGUCCAGGCUGAUGUGCCUCCGGAAAGACAGCGUUUGAUCUACUCUGGUAAGGUCCUCAAGGACGAGGAAACCGUGGCUUCCUACAAGAUCCAAAACGGCCACGCUGUUCAUAUGGUCAAGCUGUCGGCACCAAAACCAGCUGCUGCUUCUUCGACCCAGCCUGCUGCCGAAUCAGAGAGAUCCACCUCUCCUCAGAAUGUGCCUUCCAACAUUGCUGCUGGUCAGGGUUCGUUCAACCCAUUGGCUGACUUGACCGGCGCCAGGUACGCUGGCUACACACAGCUUCCUUCGGCUUCCAUGUUUGGCCCCGACGGCGGCAUGGGACAGAUGCCAGACCCAGAUCAGAUGCUGGAAAUGAUGAGCAGCCCGAUGUUCCAAGAGCAGAUGAACUCGCUCUUGCUGAACCCGCAGAUGUUGGACUUUAUGAUCAACCAGAACCCACAGCUCCGUGCCAUGGGGCCCCAGGUCCGGACGAUGCUCCAGCUGCCGAUGUUCCGUGAAAUGAUCACCAACCCGGAAACCAUGCGCAGCAUGAUGAACCUCAGAAACAUGCAAGGCGGCGGUGCCGAGGGCGCUGCUCUGGCUUUCCCUGCGCCAGGCGCCAACCCUACUGUCAACGAGGGUGGUGAGAGUCAGACGCUGGGCCAGACUGAAGGCCAAGGCUCGACUCCAGGUCAGACUCCAGGUGUGGGUGCCAACCCACUUGCAUCUCUUUUCCCUAACGGCAUGCCUGCUGAUCCUUUCAGCAUGUUCGGUGGUGCUGGCGCCGGUGCUGGUGCUGGUGCUGCUCCUCCUCGUGACGACAGACCUCCAGAGGAGCGUUACGAGGCUCAGUUGAGACAGCUCAACGACAUGGGCUUCUUUGACUUUGACCAGAACGUCGCUGCGCUCAGGAGAAGUGGUGGCAGUGUCCAGGGAGCGAUUGAGUACUUGUUGUCGGGUGGAUUCUAA